AUAUUAUAAUUGAAGAUAACAUGAAUUGAUAAAAUACGUUGCCUUCCAAACAGACGUGUACGGUUUAACUUUGUAAUUUGAGUGUUGCCAACAAUGUUGACCCAUCAUUAAUGAUAAUAUAAUUUGUAUAUUUAUAAAUGUCUGGUCCUUGUCAUAGUAUAGGAUAAAGAAGAGACAGCACACAUCUUUAUAAGUCAUAAGAAUUCUAAAUGCAAGAGGUGUGAUGAAAUCUGAGCGAGCUUUGGGAAGUGGACUCCUGUUAGCCACUGGAGUUGUGUUCAUCUACUACACGCUCUGGGUCAUUGUACUGCCGUUUGUGGAUGAAGAUCAAGUAGUCAUUCAAAAUUUGUUUCCUGAUCGUUCGUACGCAUUGGGCAUUCCACUUCUGGUGGGUGUGAUAGGCCUGGCUUUGAUAGGUUGUUUUGUGGCAGUUGUCCAGCUGGGACAAAAGGAGAAAAGGAGUUGAUAAUUUAAUGUUGUAUAUAUCCAAUAAAAUUCAAAUGAUAAUCAAAGCAUUAAA
Molecule: messenger RNA, 520 nt
Organism: Dreissena polymorpha
Lineage: Eukaryota; Metazoa; Mollusca; Bivalvia; Myida; Dreissenidae
Exons: 3
Coding region: 224-466 (80 amino acids)
Biological process (GO): GPI anchor biosynthetic process
Cellular component (GO): endoplasmic reticulum membrane; dolichol-phosphate-mannose synthase complex
Molecular function (GO): enzyme regulator activity
Source: RefSeq, a predicted model, not a curated record